GUUUUUCCAAAUUCACUUCCGGGGUUUGCCGGGUUCUGAAUCACACCUUCGCUAAAAAACUGAUAUAAACUAAAAUUUCAAGCAUACCAGACAUUCUGAAACAUGACAGAUACAAUUCCUAGAUGUAUUUUUGCUUCACUGCCAAGGACAACCAGAGGUGUCCCGAUAGUGUUAGGAGGAGAUCCCAAAGGCAAAAACUUUCUGUACACAAAUAACAACAGUGUUUUUAUUAGGGAUAUUUCAGACCCAUCAGUAGCAGACAUUUAUACACAGCACUCACUCAAUGCUAUUUCAGCUAAAUAUUCUCCAAGUGGAUUCUAUAUUUGUAGUGGAGAUGCCUCAGGAAAGGUCAGAAUUUGGGACACAGUAAACAGGGAGCAUAUAUUAAAGGCAGAAUACCAGCCUUUAGGGGGUUGUGUCAAAGACAUUGCAUGGUCAGGUGACAGUACAAAGAUUGCAGUAUGUGGUGAAGGAAGAGAAAAGUAUGCCCACGUGUUUAAUAUGGACUCAGGAACUUCAGUGGGAGAACUAAGUGGUGUGGGUAAAUGUUGUCUGACAAUAGCAUUUAAAGAACAGAGACCAUUUAAAAUAGCUAUUGGUUGUGAAGAUAAGAGUGCUGCAUUUUAUGAAGGCCCACCAUUCAAAUUCAAAACAUCAUAUAAGGACCAUACCAAUUUUGUUAACGCAGUUAGAUAUGCACCAGAUGGAAGUGUAUUUAUAACAGGAGGUGCAGAUUGUAAGGCUUUUGUGUAUGAAGGUAAAACUGGAGAAAUGAUUGGAGAAUUGGGUUCUCCUGCCCAUAAAGGUGGUAUUUAUGGAAUGUGUUUUAGUCCAGACAGUUCUGAAGUGUUAACAGUAUCAGCUGAUAAAACAGCCAAAAUAUGGAAUGUGGCUAGCAGAGAAUUAGUUGUUUCCUUUGAAGUGGGGAAGACAAUGGACGAAAUGUUGGUUGGUUGUCUAUGGCAAGGAGAUAAUAUAAUGGCUGUAGCUCUCUCUGGAUACAUAUAUUACUUCAACAAAAAUGAUCCAUCUACACCACUAAAGGUUACAAAGGGACACAACAAACCAAUUACAGCUAUGGCACUCAGUGAAGACUGUUCUACUAUUUAUACAGGGGACCAGUCUGCCAGAGUUGUUCUGUGGAAUGCUGCAUCUGGAGAAAAUGAUGUGUUUAAUGGUAAAGGCCAUAGCAACCAAAUACAGGAUAUGGUUGUUGCAGACGGUAAUCUGAUCUCUGUUUCCAUGGACGACACAAUACGAUUUACAGAUCUUAGUCAAAAUCAAUUUGGGGAUAACAGUAUAAAAUUAGAUUCUAUGCCAAAAGCAGUAGCAGCUAAUGGUUCAGGACUGGUAGCAGUAGCAUGUAUUAACCAUAUCAUAGUAUUCAAGAAUGGAACGAAGAUAAUAUCUCAAGGAGUAAGCUUUGAGCCUGUCAGUGUAGAUGUUUUAAAGGGAGGUUCAAUUGUAGCAGUAGGAGCUCAAAAGGGCAAUAAAGUACAUUUGUAUGAUGUUUCAAGUGGAGGGCUGACAGAAGUGCAUGUUUUAGACAACACAGGUGUUGCAUCAGCUGUCCAAUUCUCACCUGAUGGGCAGUAUAUAGCCACAGGGGGUGCAGACAAAUAUGUUAGACUGUUUUCAAUGGCAAAUUAUGAGAAUCUAAUUAAUUUCCCAGCACACACAGCUAAAGUUACAUGUCUUGCAUGGAGUCCUGACUCAUCAAAGUUUGCUACUGGUAGCAUAGAUACUAAUAUUGUAAUUUGGAAACCAAGUCAAGGAAUGUCACCAAAAAUUAUUAAAGGAGCCCAUCAAAUGAGUGUAGUAAACAAAUUAGUUUGGUUAAAUGACAAAGUGCUAGUAUCAGCAGGUCAAGAUAGCAAUGUGAAACAGUGGGAUAAUGCAUAAACCAAAAGACAUUUGGUGUAUCAUGUGAUUUGGUGCAGGAACUACAUUUGUAUCAUGUGAUAGUCAUGUGACCAAUAAAUCUUAUGUUGAUACUUAACAUACUUCAGCUGAGGAUUGUUGGUACAGCCAUUCCCUAGAUACUUUUUAAAUAAUAUUUAUAGUCAUUCUUUUCAGUAUCAGAAAAUCAAUAAUGAUACUCUUUUGUACUUUUAGUAUCCAAAUUACACAAAGGAAUUUUUAUAGCACACAGAUGAUACAUACUGUUUUACACCCAAAAAAAAGUAAACAGUAGAUCUCUAGAUUAAAUAUUACUAUUCAUUAUUAUUCGUUGGAUACCAAUUUUCGUGGAUUUCGUGGGAACAGACGCACCAUAAAAUUAAAUGUUCAACGAAUACCAAAUUUUCUAUAGGCUUGUAUGCAGAUUUCUCCAAAACCACGAAAUUAAAUAUCCACAAACAUAUAAGUUUUCCUCAAUCCACGAAAAUUGGUAUCCACGAAAAUAAAUGAUUCCACAGUACUGUAAAUUCAUAUAUUACAUUGGUGUACUAGUUUUUCAUGGAAUUUUGGGGUUAAGGUGAACAAUGAUUUUGAGUACUGGUACUCAGUAUAAAACUGUUUUUUUUAGGCUUGUAUAUAGAAUUUAUUCUAACCACAAAAUCAAAACUCCUGAAAAAAUACUAGUUUCCCCCAGGCUUUCCCCUCAAUGGAAGUCUAUUUCCCCUCAAUGGACAAUAAAAUUAUACCACUGAAAAAUAAAUGAAUCCACAGCAGAAAAUCAGAAAAUGAAUUUUGACCUCUUUUUGUAACUAUAUGUAUAGACAUAAUUAAUAUAGAAAUUUUCAUAAAAACAUAAUCUUCAUUGUUCUGUUUGGCAGUGAUUAUAUGUGUAAAAAAAUAACUAAAAUUGCACAAAAAGCUUUUGUGGCAGUGAUUAAGGUGUGUAAAUAGCUAAAGUUGCACUUCUAGAUUUAAUAACAGCAUAGUUUCACAAUCAUACACACAAUGACUAUCAGUUUGAAUCUUUUCCAAGGUAAUUGAUGUACCAAUAUCUAAUACAGAUGGCUAAGGUGCAAUUUAUUAAUCAUGACAAACAAUUUACAUUUCUUGUUAUUCAUAUAAAUCUUACUUUGUACUUAAAAGUAUGUUUUAAUUGUAAUAAAACAAUAGAUUAUAUUUUUUUGUUUUCAUGGAAUGUAUGAGUGAUCAACGAGGACAAAAUUGUAUGCACUUAUGAAAAAAAGCAUUUGCUGUUCACACAUGUAUUGAGUUAAAUAUCUAGGAAAUCCAAGGAGUUUAAAAAUGUAGCAUACCAUAUCUGAAUGGGUCUUUUCAAGUAAAAAAGCACAUAUAUAUGAUUUUAUAUUUAUAAUACAUAGAAUUCCUGUAAAGAGUAUAAAACCACAGAUAUUUGUAAUAAUCAGGUUCUCUGGAAUAAAUAUGAGUGAUCGAACAACAAAUUAUUCUAUGAAUAAACAUACUGCUUGAAUAAAAAUUCAGAAUCGGCAAAAAUAAAUUGCAUAGCACAAAGGCCUAGAAUAAAUGUUUUCUGCUAUAGUUGUUAUCUGAUAUUGUUUACCUUUGUUAUUUGUGUAACCAUAGUUACAGCAAUAUUAUUUUUGUUGCCUACCAUUGUUUUUUAAUUGUAUUAGCUAAACACUAUUAUUUGUAUUUUCGUUUGAUCUUCAAACUUUAUUUCUUUGAACUUGAUAUGAUAAAAAAUAUAGAAAAAUCAAACACAAGGUGACCUAGAUAUAAGAUUAACAACAGUCAAAAGAUGGAAAAUAAAAUAAUAUUACUGGUAACAGUGCAAUGAUAUUUUGUGUUACUAAUCAAGUGAUUAAAAUGUCAAGUUAAUUUGUAUUUAUUUACUUAUUAAGGUAAAAAAAGAAGUCAAUACAUACAAUUUGAAAUUACAAAAAAGAAAAUGAAGUACAGUUGUGUGAAAAUAUGAAGAAACUUUUGAGUCUGUGAAAGUUCAUAAAAUAUUGGAGAAUUUAAGAACAUGUAUAUAGCUUCAUGUGACAUGUCGAAUAAUAUGAGGUAAAUUGAUGCAUUGUUAUCCUAAAUUCUUUAAUGUAAAUGUCAUAUCUUUUGUUAUUUUUAUUAUUUUCAUUAUUGUGUUAAUUUCUACCAUGUGAUUUUUUUAAGAACAAACUAUGCAACUUAUUUUUGGAAGGUUAAGCUUUUUGGUAUAUAGAUUUGCUGCCAUGGUCUGAAUGUAUGCAUGUAUUAUCUUUCUUUUAUUAUAGAAAAAAGAAAAUAAAUAUAUUUAUAUAA
Molecule: messenger RNA, 4179 nt
Organism: Mytilus trossulus (common blue mussel)
Lineage: Eukaryota; Metazoa; Mollusca; Bivalvia; Mytilida; Mytilidae
Product: actin-interacting protein 1-like
Exons: 16
Coding region: 103-1902 (599 amino acids)
Biological process (GO): actin filament depolymerization; locomotion
Cellular component (GO): cortical actin cytoskeleton
Molecular function (GO): actin filament binding
Source: RefSeq, a predicted model, not a curated record